AUGGCUGAAGUCCAGGAGAAGCCACUGACCGACUUCGCAGCAGUUUUGGAUAGGAGCAGGACGUCGGCCACGUCCAGGAAAUUGAUGAAGGAAAUAGAGCAGGCUCUGAAGAAGGUGGCCGAUGGGAUCCAGAACUUCAAGGAUCUCGGCAUAAAGAUGGAGGCUGCAGAGGAAGCGAAGGACAGAGACAAAUGGAUGCAGGAGAUGAAGAGAGAACUCAAGCGCUUGCAGGAGCAUUUUAAGGAGUGCGAGAAAGAAGCCAAGAUGAAGCCCUUUGCAAAGGCGGCCCUGGCAGCAGGCUACACUGAGAAGCUGGACCCCACACUGGAGGCCAAGUCAGAGGCCCAGCGAUGGCUGAGAAACACAGUCUCUGCCCUCGCCGAGCAGGUGGAACAACUUGAGGCUGACCUUGAGGCAAGGGACAGUGUGGAAAGGAGUGCCCGCAAGGGCAAACCCAAGCCCACAGAGAAAGCACAGCACCUGGUCGACCUCAUUGACAGCAACAACUGGCACAUCUCGCGUCUGGAACAGAUCAUGCGCCUGCUGGAAAAUGACCAGGUCACCCCCGAGGACAUCGAUCCGGCUCUGCGGGACAACCUGGAGCACUACAUGGACAGCGCAGCAGACCCAGACUUUGCAGAGGCAUAUGUCAUGAAGAUGCAGCCUACAUUGAUUGAGGAGACAAAGACCAUCUACGAUGCAAUCCCGCUGCCAGAGACUGACAGCAACAUUGGAAGGAUCGCACGCCAUGAGCGCGCAAAGACUUUCCAGGAUGAUUCUGCCAAGGAUGGCAGCGACCUGCCGCAGGAAUGGCACAUACCGCAGUCUGCAACGGCUCACAGCGUGACACUGGAGGCAGACGGCACCUUCACAUUCCCAGUCAUGCCACCAGGGCUGGGGCUUGGCAGGAGCAACUCUGCGCCGGAGAUCGACGGUUUCGGCGCAGCAGCGCUGUUUGAGCCCAAAGCUGCUCCAGAGAGAGCCGAGAGGGAAGUCUGGCAGGGCGAGGCCACUCAGCACCAGCUGCCGACCACGCACAGCCUACAGACACCCUUCGACAGCCACUCUCUCUUUUCCCGGGGCAUGAGGCUGGUGGGCAGCGAGAACCACGUCGGCGCUGUGGAGUCUGCCGGCCAGAGCGUCCUGCACCGGGCAGGGGCGCCGGGCACUGCCCUCAUCACCCCAGAGGCCGCGCGGCACCGGGUGGAUCAGAGGCAGGGUGCAUCACCGGGUGGGCUCACACCGGAGACCUUCAGGACCGCGGUGGAAUCGCCGCAGUCCUCGCAGAGCAUCCAGGAGUUCAGGUCCGCGCUGUCGGACUCGCAGUCACCCGACGGUGGGCAGCGCUCCUACUCCCUGCCAGCCUGGACGCCUGACCACCUGCAGCACACCGCCCAGUCCAGGCUGACCCAGCCGCAGCCGCUAGCCGACACCACGGCGGAAGACAGUAGCGAGCACUCGCAGCUCGGCUUCAGCGACAGCCACGACGCGGACGAGUCAGCCUCCGACUGCUACUCGGCAGUGGAGACCCCCAUCCACCAUGGGGACAGCCUUCAGCGUGCGCUGAGCUUCUUGUCGCUGCAGACGGUGGACGAAGAGGAGCCUGCUGACGACGGCAGCCCGUUCAGGGAGGCCGGCAGGGCGCGCAGGGCCAAGCCGGCCACCCCACAGGGCAGGGCAGCAGGGAGAGUGAACGGAGGGACGUCCGGAAGGCCGGAGGGCCGCAGGAAGCGCGGCGGUCGCAGCCGCUCCAAGCUGCACCAGGGCAGCGAAGGGGGAAGCGGCAGCCCCGGAUCGCAGCGGCAGAACCGGCCCAGCGCUUCGCUGAAGUUGUCGGACAUGAUCAUCCCCGCGCUCAAGGCCAAGGCAAAGAAGCAGGGGCUGGCCUUUGUCACCUCGCCGGAGAAGAACCUUGAGGAGAAGCACGACCCAGACGCGCACGAGAAGACCCGGCCGGCCGAGCAUGCAGACCCGCAAGCCAAGCCGGUGCAGCCGUCCGCAGUCUGCGACAACCGCAGCUUCGCGGAAGUGACCCGGGUCAUGGCUGCGGCAAAGCUCGAGACAGCGAUUGCAGCUGGGGAGGGGGAAGGCAGCCCCCUGAGCCCUGCAGGGGAUGACAUCUGCACACCCAGCUCAGAGCUCUCCUCCCAGACGAACCUCUGGCAGCAGCAGGAGACGAGUACAAGCAGCGCCUGGCGACAGGCCAUCAUCGCAGACCUGCAGCAGGCGCCGCGCAGCCCUGCCCCUGGGACGUACAGUCGCCUGAUCGGGCCUCUGCUCAGCAGCUCACCCGCGCCCAAGAAGACCCAGGAGCUGCUGAGCUCAGAGGAGAUGCAGGCGCUCAUCGGCAGCAGUUACAGCACCGUAGAGGCAAGCAGGGGCAUGGAGAGUCCUCUUGCAGCCAUCACAAAUGCGACGCAGGAGGCGCAGGUGCACAUGGGAACAGCAAUUGGAACUGUCCACAUGGAAAGCAUGGACAAUCAGGUGCUAAACUUCAGCAAGGACCCAGUCAUCGAAUUGCAGAGGAGCAACAAGCACCUCGGACCAGUCACGUGCCCCAUCAAGGUGCCUGCUGCAAAGCCUAUUGGUCAGGAGGGUCAGACACCGCCAGGUCCAAGGCAGGACCUCAUCAGCAAGGAGGCCUGGCAGAUCAAGGCUGACUGGGAGCCGUUUGGCAGCAGCUCUCCAACAGUGCUCGGCUUGGACUCGCAAGCCGUGGCCUGCAGCACUGCUGACACGAAGGAGUGUGGUGAGACUUACUGGAGGCAUGCACCAAACAUCAAGUCCAGGAAGGCGCUGGAUCUGCUUGAUGGCAGCCUCAAGUUCCUGCCGCCGCCCAACUACCAGGAGUAUGUUCCCUCGAAUGCAGUGGAGCGCCUGGUCAGCGAGGGGCUGGCUUACAGCAUCCGGCAGAUGCCUGAGGCCACGAACCCAAUGCCUGCUGCCUAUAUCAAGCCCUCCAUGCCAGGGAAGCCACAGCAGGCCCCCGCGUGCUUUGAUGAGCCGGGAUUCUUCUACCAAAUGGCCAUGCGCGCAGCCGUCCAGGGAGUCAGCCCAGACCUCCUCUUCUUUGUCUUCUACUUCCAGCCAGGGACCAUUCAGCAGCUGUUUGCGGCUGCAGCGCUGGAGACGCAGCAGUGGCACUACCAUGCCACUCUCAAGCGCUGGUUCCACCAGUCCAUCCCUGCAGACAUCGACGGCCAGGGGCGUGCGCAGAGCAGCGAUCAGAGGCGCUACCUGUACCUUGACCAGGAUCUGCGCAAGACGGGCCCCUACCCCGACAGCUGGGACGGCUGGUGCAUCCGCCAGACGGCCGGCAACUUCACGCUGACUGGCCAGAACGGUGAUAACCUGGCCUAA
Messenger RNA from Coccomyxa subellipsoidea C-169, 3360 nucleotides. Its product is annotated as Not3-domain-containing protein. The record is from RefSeq and is a predicted model, not a curated record. Bases 1 to 3360 code for a protein of 1119 amino acids. The transcript has 14 exons. Gene Ontology annotation, cellular component: nucleus; P-body; CCR4-NOT core complex. NCBI's taxonomy places the organism in Eukaryota, Viridiplantae, Chlorophyta, Trebouxiophyceae, Coccomyxaceae. Gene Ontology annotation, biological process: regulation of DNA-templated transcription; nuclear-transcribed mRNA poly(A) tail shortening.